Molecule: messenger RNA, 2028 nt
Organism: Drosophila guanche
Lineage: Eukaryota; Metazoa; Arthropoda; Insecta; Diptera; Drosophilidae
Gene: pippin
Product: facilitated trehalose transporter Tret1-2 homolog
Exons: 5
Coding region: 198-1799 (533 amino acids)
Biological process (GO): transmembrane transport; carbohydrate transport
Cellular component (GO): membrane
Molecular function (GO): sugar transmembrane transporter activity
Source: RefSeq, a predicted model, not a curated record
GUCUAGUAGCUCUCUGCUGCCCUAUGGUGCGUCUCUAUACGUUUGUCCAUUAAAAGCGCCAAACUGUAACACCGAUCGCGUGUUGUGUUGUGUUUUGUUUAACAAAUGUUGUCUAAACAGGCGAAUUAAAUCGGGACUGGAAAGUGCAAGUUACAUAAGUGCAUAACAAAGAAGGCGAAUUCUAUCUGUGCGUCAAAAUGAGCGUCGAAAGGGAUGACGUAUACAGCACUUUUAUGCCGAACAAACUUGACUAUAGUGUGGUGCCCGGAACUGAGUUCCAGUGCAAACUAGUCCACCAAAACUCUAGGAAGCUAUCGACCAUCGAUGAGCAGGACUAUGAAAAGGCUAAUCGAAGAGGAAUGAUAAAUCAGGUUCUGGCCACCUGCGCGGUCUUGUUGCUGUCCGCCGGCUGUGGCAUGCCCAUUGGAUUCUCAGCGGUAUUGCUGCCCCAGCUAAGUGAUGGAAAUACCACAGAGAUACCCAUUGAUGUCAAUACAGGCUCGUGGAUAGCGAGUGUCCACAGCUUGGCCACGCCCUUUGGUUCGCUGCUGUCCGGGCCCCUGGCUGACUAUUUGGGACGCCGCAAGACUCUGCUGGUUUCGGUGAUUCCCCUCUUUCUAGGCUGGACCACGCUGGCCACAGCCAAGAGCAUUAAAAUUAUGAUUUUUGCACGCUUUCUGUGCGGCUUUGCCACUGGCAUUCUGGGCGGACCAGGACAGGUCUACAUAGCCGAGACAGCGGAACCCAAUCUUAGAAGUCUUUUGAUUGGGGCACCCUACGUAGCGUAUUCAUGUGGCAUACUGCUUGUCUACUCACUGGGUUCGCUAAUGUACUGGAGGAAUGUAGCCUGGUGUGCCAACGUACUGCCGUUCCUCGCUGUCGUCUCUAUCUACUGCAUCCCCGAGACGCCGGCCUGGCUGCUGCGCAACGCCCAUGAGAAGAAAGCCCUGAAAGCCCUGAUCUUUCUCAGGGGCAGCGGGAUCAGUGCCCAGAAGGAGGUGAAUGAAAUGAAGAUGAGGCUGGACAAGGAGCGGGCCACGACCAAGACCAACGAGAAUAUCUUUAGUCUGUGCUGUCAGCGGGUUGCUAUUAAGCCUCUGUUCAUCGUGAUUGUGUUCUCGCUCCUGCAGAUGUUCUCUGGCACCUUCAUUGUGAUAUUUUAUGCCAUCGAUAUUGUGUCGGAGUUCGGAGCCGACUUUGAUACUAAACAGGCUGCGAUAUGGACGGCUGCUGUUCGGGUCGUCUGCUGUAUGAUGUUCUGUGCAAUUUUAAUCUUUGUGCGGAGGCGUCGCAUCAUGAUCCUGUCUGGUAUCGGCUCGGGCGUAUUCUGCCUGGCUUUGAGUGGCUUCAUGUACGCUCGGGUGGGUCAUACAAAGAUGUCGUACGAUGUUUUGGUGGCUGGUGGCUGCCUAUUGGGCUAUAUCGUCUUCAACACAGCGCUAAUGGUGAUGCCGGGCAUCAUGAUUGGUGAACUGUUUCCGGCCAGGAUUCGUGGCCGGACGGCGGGCGGAGUGUUUGCCUCCAUGAACGUGGCACUGUUCAUCUUUGCCAAAGGCUUCCCUGCCCUACAGUCGCUGCUAAAGAUGAGAGGGGUCUUUCUGGUAUUUGGCUUUUCCAGCUUCCUGCUAACCAUCUUUAUGUGCCUAUUUCAGCCCGAGACGAAGGGUCGCAGCCUGGAGCACAUCGAGGACUAUUUCAAUGCCAAAAACUGGCUGUGGUUCCGUCGGGACCGUGGAUACAAGACGGUAAAGCUCACGUCCCUACAACCACUCAAAGGAAACGCAACGGAAAGCGCUUAAAUUACUCUUAAGGGGACUAGAUUUUAUACAGGCCUGUUAAGAUUAUAAUUAGUUUGCUUAGUUAUUAUAUGGCGUACUCUUAGCUGUAUUCGUAGUGCCUUGCAGGUUUUUAAAUCUAUAGAUUUUCCAGUGUUCAUCAGUCAUUCCAACAUGGUAAUCUUCACGCACUACGUUUAUCAAUUAAAAUUGUGAUAAAAAUGCUUUAAAAUGUAUCUCUUUUUUAAUAAAA